GCGGCGCCCACCCAGCAGGCCGGCCUCUGAAGAGGAAGGAGGGAGUCCACGCUGCAAGACUCUGGGACAGAAGAGGCCUCAGAGGUUUCUUCCCUCACAUAAAGAAUUCACUUGGUGUGGUGAAAUCUAACAGAAGACUUGGCUUAAAAGGUUGUGGAGAAGAAAUCACCAUGGGAGAUUGGAAAGCCUACAUCAAUACAGUCCUGAAAGACAAGAACAUCGAAGAUGUAGCUAUCGUGGGACAUUCAGACAAUAAAUGCGUCUGGGCAUCUAAGCCAGGAGGCCUGCUGGCAGCCAUCUCUCCUCAGGAAGUAGGACUGAUCACUGGGCAGGACAGAAAAGCAUUCUUGCAAACUGGAAUCACCAUAGCUGGGAAGAAGUGCAGUGUAAUACGUGACAACCUCAUGGUAGAAAAAGACGCCGUGAUGGACACUCGAACAAAAGGUGGUGACAGCAGGUCCAUCUGUAUUGGGAAGACUCCAAAAGCUCUCAUCUUCGUUAUGGGCAAAAAAGGAGUCCACGGAGGAGCUCUCAAUAAGAAAGUGCAUGACAUGAUAGCGAGCAUGAAAACAAAAGGCAGCUAGAACCUGGGGCUUCCUUGAGUUGCUUUUCUCCUACAUCAAGCUCAUAGGGGAACUAUUGUUGCUUAAAAAUAAAAAAAGGCAUUUAGCCGA
Messenger RNA from Anolis sagrei ordinatus, 674 nucleotides. It is a transcript of the gene PFN3, whose product is annotated as profilin 3. NCBI's taxonomy places the organism in Eukaryota, Metazoa, Chordata, Lepidosauria, Squamata, Anolidae. Gene Ontology annotation, biological process: positive regulation of actin filament bundle assembly; regulation of actin filament polymerization; actin cytoskeleton organization. The record is from RefSeq and is a predicted model, not a curated record. Gene Ontology annotation, cellular component: cytoplasm. Gene Ontology annotation, molecular function: actin binding.